This is a messenger RNA of Geosmithia morbida, 3417 nucleotides long. Its product is annotated as SNF2 family N-terminal domain. Bases 1 to 3417 code for a protein of 1138 amino acids. Lineage: Eukaryota; Fungi; Ascomycota; Sordariomycetes; Hypocreales; Bionectriaceae. The record is from RefSeq and is a predicted model, not a curated record. Gene Ontology annotation, molecular function: ATP binding; ATP-dependent chromatin remodeler activity. The transcript is spliced from 3 exons.
AUGGCGCCCUUCCACGACAGAUACAUCGCUGCCGGCUCUUUCUGCAUCAGCAGAGAGAAGAGUGACCUGAGCAGCGAAAUUUGGGAUUCGGAAGACCUUUUCUCAUGGCAUACACUCGGCUCUCCCGCCGGGGACCAAGAGGACGGGCACCAUGUUCCCGAUGGCAUACAGUCGUUGCUCUUUAAGUCACCUACUCUAAACUCAUAUACCCGACUGCUCAAGGCGGAAUGGAUACGGCUCGCACUCAAGAUCGACAGAAACGCUACCUACGCCACCUUCAGGGUCUACAUCCUGCCGGAUGAGCUUCAUGGCGAGUUGAUUGAUCUCUCGUAUCCUAGUCUUCGGAAGGCCAGUCGAGCCAUCCUCGCCCAGCUAGACUACUCGGCUGCAGCAUGGGAAGGACGCCUACGGGGAACUGCCAAUAGCCAUGGGCCGCAUCCUCUGGAGUAUCAGACAACGUCUUAUGGGGAAAGGGACAUGUCGCUUCUCGAGCUGUUCAACAACAUCCCGUCGCCGAAGCCUGACCCUAUCAGCGUCGCGGAUCCGUUGCCGCGUGACGCCAUGGAUAAUCUGCUAAAGAGCGAGGUCCCCGGCCUGGAGACGAGCCUCUACGACUACCAGAGGAGAACGUCAGCCCUGAUGGUCCAGAAGGAGGCGCAACCGGGUCGGACGCUGGACCCAAGGCUCCGGAAAUUACGGGACCAGGUCGGCAAGGAAUGGUACUGGGACAGAAUAUCCGGGACAAUACUUGGAGAGCCGCGGUACUAUGACGGCAUAUCCGGUGGCAUACUGGCGGAGGAAAUGGGUUCCGGGAAAACGAUUAUAUGCCUGGCCCUCAUACUCGCGUCGAGAAGCGCGCCGACCAAGAUUCCCGAGAUCUACGGCCCACCCCCGCCGCCAGUUCGGCCCAGGAUAGGAUCGCUCGUCGACAUGGCGGCGUCGUGCGUCAGCCGAAACGCUAUCCCAUGGAGGGACGAUCUUGAAGCCUCCGGCAUGGAGUGUUGCAUCAACGCCAUAAGAGGGCAACCGGGGUAUUACUUCGUCCCGCCGCCCAAGCUACGCCGAACCAGCCGACAUGUAGACAACGGCGAACAUGACCAUCGUCUGCCGAUAAAGGUACACCUGAGUCAAGCGACGCUCAUAGUUGUCCCAAACAAUCUAGUCUCCCAGUGGCGGCAAGAGAUCCAGAAGCAUACGUCAGGAACCGAAGUGGUGGUCGUCACCAGCAAGGACCCUCUCCCAGCCACCGAGGCGCUCCUCGAGUGUGAUAUCGUGCUCUUCUCGCAGUCUCGGUUCGAAACGCUCGUCGCUCAGGCCAGCUUCUCCCAGCCAAAGCCAUUUGAAAACCUGCACUUCAAGAGAUGUAUCGUUGACGAAGGCCACAAGAUUGGUAAUUCCAGUGCCAAAAGGCGCAGCAGACUCCUGACUGGACUGGAUCUGCUGAGGGCCGAUUCGCGCUGGGUCGUGACCGGAACGCCGUCGUACGGGUUGUUCGGCGUGGACCCCAGCAAGUCACGGUCAAAGGAUCACUCCCUCCCAGAGGAUUCAACGAUACCCGAUCCUCCCACCCCGGGAGAAGCCGACGUCUGCGGGUCGUCGAGUGAGAUGGAGAGGAAGGACCUGGAGCGCAUAGGCUCGAUGGCGUCCCUCUUCCUCGGGGUCCGACCAUGGGCUAACACAGAACUAGAUGCCGACGACGCCCGAGCCGACUGGAACACAUACAUGAUGCUACCGAGACACAAGAGGGGGAGCAACGGACGAUGGGACAUUCUGAUGGCCACUCUGGACUCCCUCAUCGUCAGACACCAGCUAAGCGAUAUCGGGGAUCUCCUCCCACGCGUCGACGAGAGGAUCGUCGUGCUCGGCGGCUCGUACCAGGACCGCCUGUCGAUGGGUAUCUUCUCCAUGAUGAUCAUCUUCAACUCUGUCCAGUCGCAGAGGACCGACAAGGACUACUUCUUCCACCCUCGGCAGCGACGCAACCUGCUGCAACUCGUGCAGAACCUGAAGCAGUCGACCUUUUUUGGAGGUUCAUUCUUCACCUCGUCGGAGAUUGCCACGUCGGUGGAGACGGCCGAGCAGUUUCUGAGCGAGAAGAGGAUCCCUCUGAGUGCCGAAGACGAGGACCUAUUGAACCAGGCCAUCAAGCUGGGUCACGUCGCCGUGGGGAACGAGAUGAGGAACCUGAGCAAUAAAUUCCACGAGAUGCCAAUCUACGUGAAAGAUUUCCCCAGCAAGGCGGGCAAGUCGUGGUCCCUUGGGGGAGGGACGACGACCGAACCGAGCGGUAGCAGCAAUACCACCACCUUGGCCAGCCUGAUACUCGCACUCCAACGACUGGUGCACAACGCAGCGGGCGAGCCGGAAAAGCUGAACGCACUGCUCAACGGGGGGUUGGCGCAGAAGGGCGAGCGAGAGAGAGAGAUGCUCCAGCAGACGGUCACGCCCGCCAAAACGGCUGAGACGCUGGCCGGGAACACCAAGCUCGGCGGUGACAGCCCGCGCAAGACGCGCUCACGCGGCAUCAACCUGGACAAGCCCAUGGACAAUGCGAGCCUGGGCGUUGCGGGGCCGCUCGAAUCGACGAGGAUCACGGCUACCGUGUCGGCCAAGAUGUCGUACCUCCUGGAUCAGGUUGCCAAGUAUCAGGCGGAAGAAAAGAUUAUCAUAUUCUACGAGAACGAGAAUGUUGCGUGGUAUCUCGCCAGCAUGUUGGAUGUCUUGCAAAUUCAACACCUCAUCUACGCCAAGAGUAUCUCUGUGGAGAGAAGGACCCAAUACGUCAACACAUUUCACCACAAUGCCACAUUCAGGGUGCUCCUGAUGGAUCUGUCUCAGGCCGCCUUUGGGCUUGACAUGCGCGAGGCCUCACGCAUCUACUUCAUCAACCCGGUCCUCAACCCCCAGGUCGAGGCGCAGGCCAUCGGGAGAGCGAGGCGGGUGUGCAGCCAGAAGGGCGUGGUAUCGGUCGAGACGCUCGUGCUCAGAGACAGCAUAGACGAGGUCAUCCUCGAGAGGAAGAGGAAGAUGACGGCGGCGGAGCACCGGCGGGCCAAGACGAUUCUCGACAUCCGACCCAUCUUCGACUGGAUCAAGAAUCCGACCAUAGAGACUGGUCUACUGGCGACGGCAGCGACAGCGGCAUCGGAUCAAGAUGAUGUGGCUCAGAUGGCGUCGCUAGACGGAGCACAUCACGUGUUCGGUGCUGGAUUCGGCAGGGCGCUACAUCCGGAUGACGGGCUCGUCCUCGACAGCCUCUCUUCAUCCAGCAGCAGAGACAACAACCGGGAGGGUGAGCGAGUGGUGUCGGGUUUCGGGGGAGAGGGCAGCGCCAAGAGAUCAUGGGAUGACGGUCCGGGGCAUCGUGGUCAGCAAGAUCCGGCUCGGCCUCCUACACGCAAGGUGCGCUUCGGGUGA